AUGUAUGCGGAUCAGGUUGCAACCGGGAGGAAGCUGUCGGUCAAGGACCGUCUUCAUGGCGCCGUGGCGACAGACCUAGGGAGCGGCAGGCAGACGGCGGGCGUUAAGAGGUUGGAGUCGUGCUGGCAUCUCUCCCGCUUUUUUUUCGUCGUCUCGCGUUUGCUGCCGCUGGGUUCCCAAGAUUGACGCGUUUCUUAUCUUGUGUGUCGGAUGGUGUCAAUCUCCGAAGUCCGACUUUUGAUUCAUGUUCGUCUUGUAGAGGAUGAGAUCGCGGUCAACGCGUCAGUUCCCAUCUCGUAAAUAUCAUCGCUAUGGUUUCAAAGUCAAGCUAGGCUAUGUGACUGAGAUACGUCGAAGAAGAACCUCUCACGGAAAACCUCAACACUACCUAUUCUAAAGAGAAGCGAUAGGAAGAUUUUCUCGGCAGAAAAUGAGGGAAACUAUCAAAGAAACAUCAAGCUUCUGACCAAUCUCUUUCCUAAAGUGAUCAUUCAUAAAUUUUUAAUUUAUAUAUGUUUUAUUAUCGAAAAUUAUCCGUAAGGGCACAGAUUUUGGAGUUUCGACCCCCAUAUUUUUUAUUGGACAAUUUUACGCACAGAACAUUCAAAUUCAGUGCAAUCUGAAGCUUCAUUUCUGACCAGGUUACCAUUUGAUAAUUGUUUUCCGGUGCAUUUAGUUGUAUCCUUGUAUGUCCCUCAAUAUUCAUCUUUCAUCCUUCUACAAUUUCUGGAAGCUCUUAUCCAACAUAGCUAUUGAUCUAAUGGGACAGUUUUCUUGAUGGAUAAUGUGCUCUUAGUUCUCUUUAUGGUAAUUCAUGGGAGUGUCGCUAUCCUUUUAUGCUCCUUUUGGUAUGGGUUGAUCUAAUUCCGAGGGAUCCAAAAUGAUGCUCUUGCCACCUACCACAUGACUCGAUCUCUGAAUCUUAGUUUGCAUUUUGGUCAAUCUAAGUUGUUACUGAUGUGUAUCCAUGACGGUUGAUAAACAGAUGAACCGCGUUUCAUUUUUAAUUCUCUGGUAAUUCAAGGACGGUAGUGAAACCGCAAGAUCUAAAGUUCGGAUGAUAGACAUAAUAACUAGAUAAGGGUUCCUCCUCGCUUAAUUAUGUUUCAUGACUUGUCUUCCACGUGGAAAUACCCAUUUUCUUCAAUGUUAAUCACAUUAAAUUAUAUGCUUUUUAUAGCUUUAAUCCAUUAGUGUACUGCUUCCAUUGCUGGUCGUUAAGGUAGAUGGUUAUGAUGGUUUUCUCCAUAUCCUAGCAACCUCAGGAGGUUGAGUGCUGAUUUCAUUUAUAUGAUCAUGAGCCACACUUAUCUUCACAUUAACCCGUGGAGUGCAUGAUAUUGAGGAAAGAUUGUUAUUUUUUUGUGGAUAUUAAUUUUUAAUAGAGGAGAAAAUACGUGCACAACUUAUGGAAGAUGAUAUCAUGCCAUUACUUACUGAAACUAUGUUGCCCUUUUCGAUUCAGACGUCGACACACUUUUGGGCUCCGAUGACUUUUCUUUCAGUUUAUCUUCAGCUCUCUUGGGAAUUAAUGGAGGUUGCCUCUUUUAAUACCAUAUAUGUGGCCUUAUUUGGAGUCAGUCGUCCAAUCUAGGUCAUGAUCAGCUAUGCCAUAUUUGGAUGGGCCACUGCGGAUUUAGAAAAAAAUGCUGUGCGAUAAUUAAUCCCUUUCCCAUCCUUAUUUACGAUCUUAUUCAGUUUUUUUUUGUUUUCCUCCUAAAAUGUGUAUUACUUUUAGUAUGAUAUUCGGCUUAGAACUUGAGAGAUUAUCUAAUGCAGGCAGCGCCCAGAGGAUCUCAAAUGGAAACACGACCUCUACACGGACACUGACGGGCCCCAAUCUUCAAGUACUUACUUUCCCAGUGUAUACACAAAAUUUGCUCGAGUUUCUUAGUUCUCUUACUUCGCCGAUGCUAAAUUAUCUUAAUUUUUCUAAUUACGGGAUAUGAAGGACCGAGAUUUGGGGACAGAGAUCUCCGCCUGAAGCUCCAGAGGAAGAGCUCAGGGCAGUUCCAGCAGGGAGGGAGGAACCCGGGCGUCAGGGAUCUUCGUGAGAAGCUGUCUGGCACAAUGCACUCCCAGCCGGGCAAUGGCGAUCCAUCCAAGGCCAAGGCAGCAGCGGUAGUGCCAGAGGUCGCUAGAAUAGCCAAGCAAAGUGUUCCAUCAGCCGAAGAACCCCCCCUGGAGACCAAGAAGGUGACCAGUUCCGCUCCUGCUCCUGCUCCAGCUCCAGCUCCCUUGAAGAAGAAAUCACAGCAGAAGGUCUUUACCCCUCUCUCUCUCUGUCAUAGAAUAUUACAUGAUGUAUAUAAACUCAUGGAGUGAACAUAUGCAGCCCGAGGCAUCAAUUGACGGCUUUCUGCGCUCUCUGGGGCUCGAAAAGUAUCUGAUAACCUUCCAAGCAGAGGAAGUAUGUGGAUUACAGGAGACCUUGUAAAGAAGAGACGCUUUUCACUCCAUGGAUGUUAAAUUUAUGAAGAUCUGUGCCAUCGGUGCAGGUGGACAUGGCGGCCCUGGUUCAUAUGACUGAUGACGAUCUCAAAGCUCUCGGAAUUCCCAUGGUAGCUUCCACUAGAUCAUGAAAUUAAUUACCCACUUUUAAAUGUUCGAUGUUUGUUGUAUAAUCUUCUUACGCUGGGUGCUGAUGUUUUCCUUCAGGGUCCAAGGAAGAAGAUACGCUUGGCCUUGGACUCAAGAGCCUAG
Molecule: messenger RNA, 2703 nt
Organism: Spirodela intermedia
Lineage: Eukaryota; Viridiplantae; Streptophyta; Magnoliopsida; Alismatales; Araceae
Source: the annotation of a GenBank genome assembly